AACUGUCCUUCCCAGUUGUGAAGUGUGAGCGCUCUCAGACCCGUGAGGCACAUGUGAGGAUACAGCUACUACCUACAUGCUUCGUAAUUGACAUUUCUCUCUCUAAUAAACUUUCUUCUCUUUCUAUAUAUAUAUAUAUAUAUACACACACAUUUGGGCAGUCUUUGAACUUGUUUUUGUCUUGAAGAACAUUAAAGUAAUAAACACAGUUUUGAAGCAAGAAAGAAGAGAGGUGGUGGCGUUUUGAACAUUGAUCAUCAUAGCAACAGGCAGUCAUGGCGACUAGAGGGUUUGUGGUGUAUCUGCUUUCUGGAUUUUCUGUGGCUGUUCUUUCAGUUCUCUUCAUCAACGACCACCAAAAUGAUAAAUUCACAAACCCACCUCGUCUUUUACAUCAAAACUCCACUCUUUUGAAACACUCAUAUGGAUCUGAAUCACAAGCUUGGCCUGAUUUAGAGCUUAAUUGGAGAAUUGUAGUGGCGACAGUGAUUGGUUUUCUGGGAUCUGCCUGUGGGACGGUUGGUGGUGUGGGUGGAGGCGGCAUUUUCGUUCCAAUGCUUACUUUGAUUGUUGGAUUUGAUACCAAGUCUGCUGCUGCUCUCUCCAAAUGUAUGAUAAUGGGGGCUUCAGCAGCAUCAGUGUGGUACAAUUUAAGGGUGCCCCAUCCAUGCAGAGAAGUGCCCAUCAUAGACUAUGAUUUGGCACUCUUGUUCCAGCCCAUGCUCAUGCUAGGCAUCACUAUUGGUGUCAGUCUCAGUGUUGUCUUCCCCUAUUGGCUCAUCACAGUCCUCAUCAUCAUUCUCUUCUUGGGAACUUCUUCAAGGUCUUUUUUUAAGGCGAAGCAGAUGUGGAAGGAAGAGACUAUUUUGAAGAAAGAAGCAGAAAAGCUACAAGAAGAAACAACAGUUAACUCUCAUGGCGAACUUCUAGUUGAUUCCAUGUUCGAACCACUGGUACCUAAAGAGGAGAAAACGGAUAUGGAAAUUUUGACAUCUAACCUCAGCUGGAAAAGGAUUAUGGUGUUAAUGCUUGUGUGGGUUUCUUUUUUAUCUCUACAGAUUAUCAAGAACAAUGUAGUGGUUUGUAGUCCAUGGUAUUGGCUGCUGAACUGUGUACAGUUACCUGUGGCAAUUGGAGUGUUUGGAUAUGAAUGUGUGAAAUUGUACAAAGAGAGCAAGAAGAGGAAAAGUACUGGGAACACUGAAUCAAUAUGUGAAGCUAAUAUUGAUUGGAGUCUAAUGAAUCUUGCAUUCUGUGCACUCUGUGGCAUCUUAGGGGGCACUGUUGGGGGUCUACUUGGUUCUGGUGGUGGUUUUAUUCUUGGCCCUCUGCUCCUCGAGAUCGGAGUCAUCCCUCAGGUUGCUAGCGCGACAGCAACAUUUGUGAUGAUGUUUUCAUCAUCCUUGUCUGUAGUGGAGUUUUACCUCCUCAAAAGAUUCCCCAUUCCUUACGCUUUAUAUCUUAUGUCAGUGUCCAUAUUGGCUGGUUUCUGGGGACAAUUCUUUGUAAGAAAACUUGUUGCAAUUCUAAAAAGAGCUUCAAUCAUUGUGUUCAUCCUCUCUGCUGUCAUCUUUGCUAGUGCUCUCACAAUGGGGGUCAUUGGAAUUGAGAAGAGCAUCCAAAUGAUAAACAAUCACGAGUUUAUGGGAUUUUUAGGGUUUUGCAGCAGUCAAUGAUAUCCAGCAACAACUAAGAUUGCAGAGAAGAAGAUUGAGAAAGUGGAAGAAGCAAUGCAGGGGGUGUUUGGCCAAUGCCUAAUUGACCAACGACAAUAACAAUUCCAUGAAACAAUUUGAGUUGUUCGAGUUUGGUAUUUGGCCAAUGCCUGGUUGACCAACCCCAACCACAAUGCCAUGAAACAAUUAAGCUCCACAGCCACAUUUUUUUCCUUGAUUGUAGCAUUUGAUUCUUCCCUUGUAAUAGAAAUUUAUUUAAGGUUGUCAAUAAAAAUGAUUUUUUUAUUUUUAA
Cornus florida is the source of this 1968-nucleotide messenger RNA. RefSeq names its product sulfite exporter TauE/SafE family protein 4-like. Gene Ontology annotation, biological process: protein ubiquitination. NCBI's taxonomy places the organism in Eukaryota, Viridiplantae, Streptophyta, Magnoliopsida, Cornales, Cornaceae. The transcript is spliced from 12 exons. Gene Ontology annotation, cellular component: membrane; Cul4A-RING E3 ubiquitin ligase complex. The record is from RefSeq and is a predicted model, not a curated record. Bases 276 to 1676 code for a protein of 466 amino acids.